AUGAAAAUAAAGAUUGGGGUUUCGAACAAACGAGCGUAUAUUUGGAAUGUAUGGGAUAUUGCUAGGCUUAGAGUGGAGUACCAUAUAUCAGGAAUACUUGUAGGCACACUGCCAGGGAUACAGCAGCAGAAUGUAUUCCUUGGGCCACCACUGCUUUUACUACCAGAAGAAGCCUGGGUAUUGGUUGAGCAAGGCGUGGCUCAGUUUGUGGAUUUAAAUGAUGCUAGAUUGCCUACUAAUGAUGAGAUCAAUCACUAUCACCAACACAAACUUCAUCAAAUUGAACUGGAAGCACAAGAGACAAAGGCUAGGAAUUCCAAAGAGCCAGUGCUUUCUGAUAAAGAUGUCCAAAGGCGUCAACAGAAGAGAGAAGAGAGAGCUGCUGCUAAAUCUAAAGCUGGUUUCAUGUUUGAGACAGAUUCAACUUUCACUCAGUCUUCACCAAUUCCAGUUGAUGAGAAGAAAUCGAGGUUACCAAAUACUUUUACUAUCACAGUACCCGCUACUUCAGAAUACACGUUCGAUAACGAUAAUCUAAUCUACUCUGACUUAGAUAGCGCUAGAAGUGCAAAUGUUUGGACAUACCCAGAAACACCCCUUGAACUAAACAAGUGCAGAGUUUUCAAAGAUCUCUGGCAAAGAGGUAUGUUCAUGGGUGAUGGUAUUCGUUUCGGUGGUCAUUUACUCGUUUAUCCCGGUGAUCCUCUUCGUUAUCACAGUCAUUUCACUGUCACCGUCUUAGAAAGCAUGUCCUCCUCAAUUAAGCCCAUCGACAUUGUCGCUUUGGGUCGUUUAGGCACUACUGUUAAAAAAGUUCACCUUCUAGCUUCUUACAACGACAAGACUAACAAAGUCGAUUAUAUUUCCUUAGAAUGGGCUGGUUUCGGUACUUGA
Wallemia ichthyophaga EXF-994 is the source of this 894-nucleotide messenger RNA. Its product is annotated as tRNA-splicing endonuclease subunit Sen34. The transcript has a single exon. NCBI's taxonomy places the organism in Eukaryota, Fungi, Basidiomycota, Wallemiomycetes, Wallemiales, Wallemiaceae. Gene Ontology annotation, cellular component: tRNA-intron endonuclease complex. Gene Ontology annotation, molecular function: tRNA-intron lyase activity; nucleic acid binding. Bases 1 to 894 code for a protein of 297 amino acids. Gene Ontology annotation, biological process: tRNA-type intron splice site recognition and cleavage; tRNA splicing, via endonucleolytic cleavage and ligation. The record is from RefSeq and is a predicted model, not a curated record.